Caenorhabditis briggsae is the source of this 615-nucleotide messenger RNA. The transcript is spliced from 4 exons. Gene Ontology annotation, cellular component: extracellular region. The coding region runs from base 1 to 615 and encodes 204 amino acids. The record is from RefSeq and is a predicted model, not a curated record. Lineage: Eukaryota; Metazoa; Nematoda; Chromadorea; Rhabditida; Rhabditidae.
AUGCCGGUUCGCAUCUCUGGUGUGGAUCCAGAACUGACCAAAAUUGGGCAGUUCGACGCCGUCAUGAAUUACUUGGACGUCAAAGCUCAAGAAGUAAAAGUUGACCCAGCUCAAUAUGACGUGGAGAGUUUGAAAAAAUUUCUCGUUCAUUUUCACAACAAAUAUCGUGCAUACCAUCAGGCUAAGCCAUUGUCAACAGAUAGUACAUUGAACAGUGCUGCUCAAAAAUGGGCAAACGAAAUGGCUCAUCGCAGAAAGUGUCUGAUUCAUGAGGAUCCAUCCAUAUACGGAGAAAAUUUGAGCUAUUUUGCUGCAGUCUACUUUCCUGAUCCCAAAACUUGUGCUGCCGGAAUCAUUCAAUCCUUCUACACAGAAGGAACUGGUUAUGAUUAUUCAGGCUACAACUCAAACUCCUGGACUCAAAAAGGCCAUUUCACGCAACUUCUGUGGAGAUCGAGUACCAAAAUUGGUGUGGGCGUCACUAUCGUCAAACGCGGAAGAGCUGAUCAUAUCUACGUGUGCUUGAAGUAUGAUCCACCUGGAAAUGUGCAAACCGCAGAGGAAUAUUUCGAAAAUGUGAAAGCUCCAAAACAAAAAAUGUGCUCAAUUAUGUAA